This is a messenger RNA of Procambarus clarkii (red swamp crayfish), 4830 nucleotides long. Its product is annotated as serine-rich adhesin for platelets. The record is from RefSeq and is a predicted model, not a curated record. Lineage: Eukaryota; Metazoa; Arthropoda; Malacostraca; Decapoda; Cambaridae.
CUCUUGGCGGCCAGUGAAGUUUGUUUUGAAUGUCUGGGCGUGCAGGUGGUACUUGGCUGGUACUCUCGCCCUGGUACUCGUCCCGGUACUUCCGCUGAAGGCCGGUACACGUCCUGGUACGACGGUACACGUCUUGGUACGACGGUACACGUGUGAAGAGGGCUGAUCUCAUCAUGGAAAGAAGACGAAGCAACAGCACGAAGGGAGCAGCACAGCCUGCCGAACAUUUGGAGGAGGAAGAUGGUCAUGAUGAACUACUUGGCUCUCGUUUAGAAAUAGAGUUGAAUCGCAGUAUUGAAAAAAUGAGAGAAGAGGAGAAAGCCUUCCCAGGUUGUCACGGUCGUUCAGAGGACUUUGUCAACAGCUAUAAUAAUGGGAGUGUUACAAGUGGCUCACAGAAUGAUGCUGAGGAACUGUUAGAAGAUAUCGAGAUGCCAACUAUGAAUCUUAGCCAAUGGGAAAAUUCAGACCUCAUAUCUGUAUCGUCUGUAUCUCCCAUUAGUCCUAUUAAGGCCCGGGGUUCUAGUAAGAUUGAAAUUUCAAGCAGUUCUUCGUUUGUAGCAGCUGAGAAUACGAUAAAUGUACGAGAAGAAGUCUCGGACAAACACAUGACUAGACAAACUGUACAGCAAAUAGCCUCAUCCCCAGACAUGACUGAAGAAAAAAUUCCAAGAGAAAUGAAUGUAUAUGAAAAAUUGGCUUUCCUAAGUGCUCCUUCAGCUGCCUGUGUCAAGACCUUGGUGUCUAUUGAUGAGGCAAAUACAGACAAGAACGUUUUACAAAAUAAAUCAUAUUCAUGUGAUGCCUCACGGAAGGAGUCGAGCGAGAGUGAGUUAGACCUGGGAGAUGAAGCUGCCAACACCACGCCACAAGCCUCCUUGCCUGAUCUUCAGGUGACACUAGGAACUGGCCUUGAGUUACUGGAUAUUGAGAAUAUGAAUGAUAGCCUACUUAUUUCAUCAUUCCUGGAAAGGUUUUCUAACAAGGUCAAGAAUACUGGAAUAAUCCCCGUUGCUCCAUCUCAAAUACUGGAAACAGAGAGUGAUCCUGUGAAAGUGAAGACUGCAGUAGAGGAUGAUGAAUCAUUCUCAAGUGUAUUUUUUUCCGAUGCUUUUGACAUUGUGACAGAAUUGGAGACGAGAGCUGCCAGUAUGCCAUCACCAGACCGCAGGGCAACACUGCAUCCAUUAGAUAUGGAUGCUAUAAAUGACAGUCUUCUUAAUUCUUUUUCCUUGGCGAAUUCUCCAGCCCAGAAAGAACUUCACGGUGCAUUUAUCUCGUCACUUCCUUCUAUAAUGGAAAAGUUCGGAAAGAAAACCGAAAUAACUAGUGAUGAAACUGUCAAACCAAAUAACUGCAGCUUUGAUGGUCUAGUGAAGGUUCUGAAGGACACUCUGAGAAAAGAGUGUAUUCUCUCGGUGAAACCUAAAAUUAAAGUUAAAAAUAAUUUAGAAGAUACAUUUAGUAUUAAUGAAAAAAACAAGGGCAUGAAUUUAACGUUUGAUCACCAAAAUAUUCGGCCUAUACUAAACUCAACUUUUGAAAAGCAAUUAGAAGAUCCAGCCUCAGUUCCAUCUGACAGAAAGGAUGCCAAUGCAACAUUUGUUCAAAAUAGUCAGGGCAUCAAUAGAACUUUUGAGUGUGAAAGUUCAGAAGAUACAAAUCCUAGCAAAUUUCUUAAUGUAACAUUUGAAAAGAAAGAUCAGGCUGCAGCAUGUGAGAAUGAUAAUCUUGAGAGUGAUGGCAAAGAAAAGGACAAAUUGAACGUAACUUUUGAGCGAGGUGAAUAUAAAAUUGCUUCUAUGAAUGAAACUGUCAACUUAAUGGAUGCUGAAACAGAUGUUCUUCAGAUAAUCUUGGAUGCAACACCACAUAAGGUGUCCAAGAGGGCUCCUGAUGCUGCCUCCACUCCCAAGUCUUCAAAUACACCAUCAUACCCAGCUGCUAAGAGGAUGAUAACCAAAGAUCCUACCCAGACUUUCCUACGUAGAAUCUCUCUUGGAAUGAGAAGGGAUAUUACAAGCAAGAAAUGUGAGGACGACUCCCAGCAUUCAUCCCAAACUAUAAAUACACUGCCUGUUAUUCCAGGAUUGAAAAUGGGCUCGAUGGACCAACAAGCAGUGGCUAACCAACUACGCCGUCUCCACAGUGGAAUGUCCUCUUUACGAUCAGGACCAGUGAGGGCUCUACCAGGUCUUUCUUUAACAAUGGCUCACAAAUUAAAAGAUUCUGGUAAUACACAUGAGGGUUUGGAAGAUGGUGGCGGUGGAAGUGAGAACCACGUGGUGGGAGUUAAUGAUGGUGGCAGCUUUAUCCGCAGAGAAGGACCUGCGCCAGCCUCGUUUGGAUCUGUCAGUAGUAUAGAAAGUGAGCGUCCAGGCACUCCAGACCUAGGCAUAAUCACCGGUAUUGGCAUGUCAACACCAGAAGUCUUCCGACGUGAGGGACCCAGCAGUGGUCCUCGCAUCACCAGUACACCAGCAAUGGGAGGUGCAGUAUUUCCGUGUGUUUUAGGGAUAGAAGGACCAGCACCCACACCCAUAUCUGCCCCUUCCUCCCGGUUGCGUUCCAACACUGUUGUUAGCACAGCUUCAUUACCUGAAGGCCACAAUGGUGGUACCCCGUCGUGGCAAGGAUUAUCCCAAGAUUCUAGUAAAGAUAGUAAAACUACUGCAAAAUUGCCUGGCGAGAGCACUUCCAGUAGUUCCAAGCAGUGUCCCUCAAGUGAAACACAUUCACAAGAGAAUCUUGGCUCUGAUAAAUCUAAAGAACAAGAAGGGGUGCAUUUUGACAAUUCUGUUCAAAAUAUACCAAAUGAAGAAGCCAAAAAUAUGCUGCCAGAAACGAGUGACAAUGACAAAGCUGAAUCACAUAUUCAGUCUACAAACGUUAGUGGAAAUCUAAAAUUGACUGCAGCAGAGUUGACUGUUGGUGGGAAAACUGAUGAUACUCAAAUGGAUAUUAAACCAGAUAAAGUACUAAGCAUCACUAAUGUUGAUCACCAUCAGGUGAAUGAUGCUGCUGCUGGCGAGAUGCCACUAGUGAAGAUAGGCAAUAACGAGGUUGUGCUCGUUGAGAGCAGCUUGGGUAGGAAUUCAGUAGUGGAUAUUGAUGCUACAGAGUCUCAGACGCUCAAAGAUACUGAUGCAGAAUAUCAGCAAGAUGAUAAUACAAGAAACUCGUGCAGGUCUAAAAAUAAAACUCCAGUGGGUAUAAAGCUUAGAAGUAAUGCAACAAACCCUCAUAAAUCAGCUGCAAAAAGGGGGAUUAUUUCAGAAAUUUCAAAACAAACAAAGGACUGUAAUAAUAGCAAAGAAAAACCAAAUUUAGCUCAUAGCAGGUCUUCCUUGCGAGUAAUACAGGAUAAAACCAAAUUUGCAAUAAACAAGACUCGGUCUCCUCAAGUUAUAGCACACAAUGUGUCAGCUGUAAGUGCUAAAGGUGCUCUAGAUAAAAAGAGGGAGAAUUCUUUAAAAUCUGAAAAAACAAAAAGUGUUGGUAUGUUACUGAAGAGAAAUGCUGCUGAAAGCAGACCAAUACGUGCAAAUAAAACCUUGAACAAGGAUGAUAAAGAAAACAAGAGAGAAAGUAUUGAUAGCUCAAGGCAAAGUACUUCUCAACUUAAGGCCGGAGCCCAUGCUUCUCGAGGACGUAAAGUUCCAUCACUCCGGCCCUUUCUUGGACAUUCAAAUAUUGCUGGUAAAAGAUCAUUGUCCAGUCAGCCAUCAGUUCUAAAGAAUAUUCCUAUUAAACCUAAUCCCAAACCCUUAAAAGCAGAAUCUCUGCAGUUUCCUAGACCAGUUGAGGCCAAGAAAUUCAAAUCCCCAUCACCUGAUUCUAAACCUUCACCCCCACUCUCGGCUGUAAAGGAGACCACGGUUGCUAAAGGUCUUCGGACACCCUCAACAGUGACAGCCAAGGGAAUUCCUAAAUCGAAGAUUGUGACAGGGAUAAAAAUACCAGUGGAUGUGAAUCACGGUUCACUUACGAACUCGUGUUCUGCAUUAAAACCUAAAAACCAGGGUUACUCUGCAGGUGAUUUCCAUGCCAAAAGUAAGCUACCAAGAAAUGCAAAUACCAAUUCAACAGCUCCUCGUAAACUUUCCAUGCUUAAAGUUCAAAAGAAUUGUGUUCUAUGAUUCAUCCAAGGUAAUUAUAUACUUUUGGUGUAUUAUAUUUUAAGUCAUGUCAAUUUAAAUUUUAUUGAAAUACGAUUUUAAAUAGUAAAGUACGAUAAUGUACACGGUAUACCGUUCCUUGAGUAUAUAUAAUAAUAAUAAUACGAUGUACAUACAUAUUUUGUCUUGCAGCAUUUAAAAUCUAACUGAUUGGUUACUGUUACUUGCUUUUCGUCAGAUCUUGCAAUGUGUUGAUAUUAUUGCUCCAUAUAUGGUUAUACAGUACUCGUAUGAGGUUCCUUAUAUUAUGCUAUACAGUACUUGUAUGAGGAUACUUCAUAUUUUACCAUAUGCUUCUUCACAUUAACAUUUCAUCAUUAUUACUCCAUUUAAUUUCUUAGCUAACAUCACUGCCUGUGUAAAAAGUGAUUAAUUCAUUGUAUCGAUAUAGCGUAGUAAGGUUGUAUAUCGUGUCAAGUACAAUAUUAAUGUAAAUAACUUAAGGAAUGUUGUUCAGACUGAUGCCAAAUUGAAAUUGUUUUAUUUGAGGUGCUUAUGUAAGAAAGUAGUGUGCGCAUUAACCGUUUGAUAAAGCUGAAAUGUUUGAUGGAUAUAGCUGGAAAGAUGGUCUAAAUGCUUAAUUAACAAUAUUUUACACCAGAUUUUAUGUAUUGAAAUUUGUUAAUAAUGUAAAUAAAAAAAUACAUUUAAA